CGUAAACAUGAAUUUGUCUGCAACACAUCCUCUGAUGCUCUUUUUAAUAGGUAUCAUCUUUGUAAAACGAACGUCUGUAACUUUGGUGAAAACGGUAAACAGUGGAACUACUGUCUCUUUUCUGUGUCCAAACAUCUUGACAGAGCCCAGUUACAUAGCCUGGUUCAAACAGAUAAAUGUAUCUCUACCACUUUGCAUUGUUACUCAAUUUGUGGGUGACAAACCAGGGGACAUCAUAUAUUUGAAUGGCUUUAAGAAGGAUCAUAUAGAGAUGUCAGCGAACAACGCAUGUUCCUCCCUGAAGAUUGUCAAUGUGGACGUCUCUGACUCUGGAUUUUAUUACUGUGGAAGUUUUUUGACAAACUACAUGAAAUUUCACAACAAAACACAGUUAGUGGUAGUAAAUGAGACUAAUCAGUUUAAAAAGGAUACUGCAAAUGCGGAUUGUGGGGCGACUGAAGAAACAUCAAGAUGCUGCCACAUCUAUUAUACACUGACACUGAUCUUGAGUAGCUUGGUUCUGCUUCCUACUGUUUUUGCGACUGUACUCUUAAUCAGGUUGAAGAAAAGUAAUAAGCAGAGACAAGAUGCUCAGCGCCAUGGUAACAAUAAAGAGAUGAACAAACAGUUGCAGCAAAAGGAACAAGAUGAAGACUUGAACUAUGCAGCUCUAAGUUUAGACAAAAAGAAGAGUAGAAGACCAGUAAGAGGCAUGAGGGAGGAGGAACCAAAUGUUAUUUAUGCUGCCACACGCUGAUCCACAGAUUAUCAGACCGUUUGUCACAAAACAAAAGUGAAACUCAGCCUAUGUUUACUACACUUACUGUGUGUGUAGCUAGUUGUGCUGUUAACUGCUGUUG
Messenger RNA from Ctenopharyngodon idella (grass carp), 860 nucleotides. It is a transcript of the gene nitr7b, whose product is annotated as novel immune-type receptor 7b. NCBI's taxonomy places the organism in Eukaryota, Metazoa, Chordata, Actinopteri, Cypriniformes, Xenocyprididae. The coding region runs from base 8 to 757 and encodes 249 amino acids. The record is from RefSeq and is a predicted model, not a curated record. The transcript has 6 exons. Gene Ontology annotation, biological process: response to bacterium.